AUGGUUGAUAAUAAAGUGAUAAUAAUACGCGAAAAAUGGCAUUCGAUCCUAAGCGAAGAAAUACCUUUGAUCGAACCCUACCAUUAUGUUAAACUCAGCAAAAUUCUUCAUCCUCCAAAAUUAUCGGUUUAUGAAAAGGGUGGGAGUGUAAUUGCGGUUCUUCCAUACAUUCGACAAAAAGUGAAGAUGUGGGGAGCUCAAGUUCUUAAAGCAGAAAAUAUCAAGACUUUGAUCGAGGAAGAUGACGACGCUUCAGAUAUUUCUGAUGAGGAAUUUUCUGAUAUGGAUGAUUUCCAAGAUGAAAAGAAAAACAAAUUGUCUCGAUUUGAUUGCAUUGCUAGUUUACUCGCAUCUGCUGAAUGUACUGUAGCUCAAGACAUCUUUCGAACCUUGUCUCAAUUCCCAAUUACAUUUCCCUUGAUAAUGCCUGAAUUAGACAGAGGGAAAAGGUUUAAAGUUAUGCUUCCUUUGUUUACUGGUCCGGUUAUUAAAUGGGAAACAAGUCCCGGAACGAUCAUUGAAAACCACCUUUUCAAUGAUCCAUUCAAGUUAAUUGUUGCCAUUCGGAUUGGAACGAAUUCCCAAGGCAAAAGCAGUAUUCUUAAUCAGUUGAUGGCUUCAAACUUUAUGUUCUCUUCAUGUUCCGAACCAAGAGCAGAAUAUGGGGUUCCACAUAUGAUCAGCGGAAGUGUCGAGUUUACUUGGUUGACUCAAGAAACUUGUGAAGUGGGUUUAUGGAACGAUGUUUUCGAAAAUUACUAUAAGGGAGGGGCAAAGGAAAUUGUAUUGCUCGCAAAUUUACAUGGUGAUGCCUUAGAUUAUCCAGAUCAAAUUAAGUAUUUAAUUCAAUUUUCUUCUAGCUUUUUGGUUUUUUUAAUGCCUGGAUGCACCGAAAAUCAAAUCGACGAAUUCGAAGCCAUAGUUGAUCCCAAAAAGGUGAUAUACGGUUGUGUGAAUCAUCGAAAAUUCCCAGAUAAAAAGAAAUAUACAAUUGAUAUCAAAUCUUUAACGAAAGAUAAAACGUUGAAAAAAGUUCGUAUGAUGUUUAAAGAAGCCUUAAGUUUCGAUACUUCAUUUUUCAACGCCGAAGAGUUAAGACUGGGAAGAUCACUCCAAUUAACUGAAGGUAUUGAGCUUACUGAGUCCCAGCUUUUGAUAGACUUCGUCAAAGAGAAAACUUGCCGUCACAUUAAGCUGGAAGUUAUGCAACUUCAGAGAAAACAGUUGAAUGAUGGGAUGCAAAUCUUGCAAAAUAAUGUAGAAUUGCAAUUAUUGGUACGUUUAUACUUGAACAUAUUAAAAUUACCUCUCAGCAAAAGAAGACGAGCCCUAGCGCAUCUUGAAAGAGAAGUAUCUAGGCUUUCGAUGAUAGAAUCCUCUAAAGCUCGAAAUCAGGCUGUAUUGAAAAGAGAAGAAUUACGUAAAUCUAGCUUGGUCAAUAGGAAUCAGGAAAAUGAGAAAAGAAUUCGAGAAGAAAUUGCACAACUUUGGGUGGAAGUUGAUAAUAUGAGUUUGGGCAUGGAACACUUUUUCCGUGAAUUGGGUCAAUUCUAUAAAGUUUAUUCUGUCAAUGAUCCAAAUAACGAAAUAAGGUUGAACCUACCAGAAUAUUAUGCCGAAUUACUAAUUAGCGGUCACACCAUAGAAUUACUUGAUGGUGAUGCUGGAACUAUAUCUGAAGCUUGGUUCUCAGCUAUUUGUGGGCAUAUUAACAAAAAAUUUCCCGAUCUUAGAGUUUUCGUGAUCAGUAUACUUGGCUUACAAUCAUCGGGAAAAUCUACUCUGUUGAACGCUCUUUUCGCAUGUAGAUUUGCAGUUUCAGUUGGACGUUGUACUAGAGGUCUUUUUAUGCGACUAUUAUUCUUGGAGAAAGAUUUGUCUGAUCAACUUAAUAUUGACGCAAUUAUCCUGAUUGAUACUGAAGGUCUUGGUGCACCAGAAAAGAUGGACGACCCAGAUUCAGAAAAGAAAGAUCGAAUAUUAGCAACUUUUGCAAUGGGUGUAAGCAAUUUAACAAUUCUUAACGUUCUCGGAGAAUCAAUGCGAGAUUUGACCGAGAUUUUACAGAUAGCAAUUGUAACGAUGGCACGUCUUGAAAAGGCUGGAAUAGCUCCUGAUAUUCUUAUGGUGCAACAUAUUUCUGAACGAAACACAUCAAGACUGUCAGAACCAGAAGAAAAGUUUCGAGGCGCCCUUCAAGAGGCUUUGAAAAUAGCUGAAGAACAAGACAUUGAAAUGGGAAUAUCCAAUACGGAAUGCCUACAAAUUCUUGAUAAAAGAAUUAAGAAGGGUCAACUUCUUAAACAAUUUCGACCAUUUAAAAAUGGUGCAACUGCUUAUGCUCCACCUUCAGAGCAAUAUCACGAGGAUGUUGUCAAUUUAUACAAUUCUAUAAUUGACGAUUGCAAGAAUUCACAAAGGAAAAUCAAAUUUUUAGAUUGGUAUUCGUUAACACAAAAUUACUGGAGCGCAGUCUCCCAUGAGGACUUUGCAGUUCGUUUCAAAAAUAUCAGAGAAAUUUAUGAAUUUAUUGAUCUUGGUAAACAAAUCACAAAAUUGAAAGAAACAAUUGACAGAGCGUUCCUAAAACAUGAGAAAUUGAUCACGCGGGAAAUUCGUUCUAAGCUUCAGAAUUGGACUCCCAAUGAUAGUUCAAACGUAAAUUUGCGCAUCCAAAAUGAAUGUUUGGAACUGAUCGAAAAAGGAGUGAAGGAUGUUACAGAUUGCGGAAAUGCUAACUGUGUAGAAUGCGAAAAAACAAAAAAGGAAAGAAUUGAAUUGGAAGAUUAUCUUAAGAAUAAAAAUAACGAGAAUUGUGAAGUGGAAACUAAGCAAACGAUUGAAAAUUACGUCAAACUUAAUCGUGAAUCUUCAUCCACAAAACUUAAUCAAAUGCUCGAGGCCGGCUUUAUCCGAAAAGGAAUUUCAUCUGAUUCUUUUGAAAUCAUCAACAAACAAUUAGAAGUAAUCCUAAGAAACAUGCCGAGCGGAGGACUGUCUAGCAAUCAACGUGAACAAAAAGUUAAAGAAAUAUGGAACUUAUUGAGGAAUCAUAUAAUAUUAAAGAAUAACGUUAUACCUGUAACGGAAUAUAUAGAUAAAGAGUAUGAAUUCGUGUAUGGGUUAAUGCCGUUAUACCUUCGUCACAAGUACAAAUUUGGAAUUCUUCCGGAUUUAACCAAAUGUUGUGCAUAUAAAUAUCUAAAGUAUCUGUUGUCACAAUGUUUACAGGAAGGACAUAUCCAUGCACUUCAGGAAACACUCGAUAAUUUAGCAGAUUUGAUCUUUGAAAAUAGAGAUGCUCGACAUUUUUACACCGGAAUUAUACGUGAUGUCAAGAUGAACAUAGACAAAAUCCUCUCCGAUUUUUCAAAGAAGCUUGAUGUAAAUUUUUUGCCAGAUUUCAAGUGGAAUGUUCACUUAUACGCUUUAUUAAAUUUUAAACCAGUAAUUGAGAGUUUACAGGAAAAAUGGAAUAAAGAAAAUACUCCACUUGGAAUGUUUGACCAGAAGAAGGAGGAAUAUUUAAAAUUAAUUGAUACUCGGCUUCAAUACGGGCAUACUCUAAUUUCCGAAGGCCAUAUCGUUGGUGAUUAUUUGUUGAGGGUUAUUAAUAAAACGGCAAUGGAUGCAGGCAAUAAUGAACGAGUAGUAGCGGUAUGUGAUAUUCCUUGGUUGUCUUGCGCUGAGUUAAUUAGACUCAAAUACUUUGAGAAACUUGCUGAACAAGUUCAAAACGGUAAUAAAGAAGAAGCUAUACAAUAUUUUUUAGGUCCAAAACGACGCAUAGAAGACUGGUUUAGAAGUACGGUUGAUGGCUAUGCAGUAGGAAAUCCACGAAAAAAAUUCAAUGAAACUUUUAAUGGAGAAUUCGAUCGAGUUCUUCAAGAUAUUCGUAACUGUAAAAACUUUGAUGAAAUCAAAAGAUCUGUAAAUGAUUAUAUGACACAAGUUGAUGACAUAGACUACAAAUUGAAUCUUCAUAGCUCAUUCACCAAAGAUGAUUUCAAAAUAUUUCAACGCACUAUCGAGGAGGAACUUAGAACCAAAGGGAAUAGUCGUUAUCCGAAACAAGAGCCUUUUCAAAACCCGUCCAGAAAUAAAUCAGUAAUGGAACGGCUUGGGUGUACGGAAGCAUGUUAUAGAUGCGGGGCUCUUUGCUGGGGUUCUCGGGGUCAUCAUGUAAAUAGUGACGUAACGAAAUUACAUCAUACUAGUCAUCAACCCGAAGGUCUUACAGGAAUGGGUUAUGCAUAUACGCAUAAUCUUGUUGCAGUGCAAUGUCAUAAAUGGAAAGAGAAUGAUCUUUUUGGCGAGGUGAAUAAGCGAACAUGGACUCAAUUGAAAGCUGAAUGUUAUUCAGAUUGGAUAUUUGAACCUCACUACACAGAACAUUUUAACGACCUUAUGUGCUGGUUUUUUGAAAAAUUGCAGGUAGAUCUGGCAAAAGCUAGGAAUGCAAAACCAGCAACUUAUAAUGAAUUGAACAGUAAUGAAUCUGAAAAAUCAGAUAACAAUGCUGAUUCUAAUCCAGUGGAAAUCGAAUCACGUAUUUCAAUUAAUGAUGCAUUUACCUUUAGUUGA
Molecule: messenger RNA, 4584 nt
Organism: Funneliformis geosporum
Lineage: Eukaryota; Fungi; Glomeromycota; Glomeromycetes; Glomerales; Glomeraceae
Source: the annotation of a GenBank genome assembly